GCACACAUCCCUCAAAUUUCUUUCAGGCAGUAUUUUAGUCGCCUUCUGUUUCUGCAUGCACUCCCCCACCUCCUCCUCCUCCUCCUCCUCCUCCCUCUGCCUCGGACACUCACAAACAUUGAGGCUUUUUGCACAAGUGAAAAAUAUUCCAGUGUUUCUGACAUUUCUAUUACUUGCACCAAGCUCUAUUCUAACUUGUUAAAUUGUGUAUUUUUUGGGGGGGUCUUUAAUUAAAACAUUCAUUCUCACUCCCUUGCUCCAGCUGAACAGUGGGACAGAGCAGCUGUCGCAGUCCGUCAGUCACACUGCAUUAGAGAGGGCUUUAAGCAUGCCCAGAGAGAGCUAGAAAUGUGGGGUGGAGUUGAAGUGGUUGGACAAGAAGUUGGGAAACGCUGUAUUUGUGUGUAACUUAAAACCACAGAAGGUGACAGCAGCUAUCAGCCUGCUAGAGAUCCAGAUUGACCCAAAUCCAAAAGGAUCCAGGACCACAGACAGAGACCGGCAGCUUUAGAUUUCCUGUUUGGGGCGCUCUGGCCCUCCUACUUGGACUCCUUCAAACAUGGAGACUCAACAGUGCAGGAAGGAGGACUCUAACACCAAAGAAGAAGGUGCUGCUGUGGAUGCAGAGCUAUCUAAAGCCAUAAUGGCUCGGUGUUUCCACCCCUCUGUGAUGGGCCCGGAGGCCUGGGAGGGAUACGUCUUUUCUGACCUGGAGAUCCGAAUCAAAGAGUCCACAGACCUGUAUGGAGCCGUACUCUGGCCCUCGGCGAUGGUGUUGUGUCAUUUCUUAGAGACCAAUCGAGACGAAUACAACCUGUUGGACAAAAAUGUGAUUGAACUGGGUGCUGGAACUGGACUCGUCUCCAUCGUGUCCAGCCUGUUAGGUGCUAAGGUGACCUCCACUGACCUGCCGGCUGUGUUGGGGAACCUCCAGUACAAUGUUAUGCGCAACACUAAGGGCCUAUGCAAGUACAUCCCUCUGGUCACAGAGCUCUUUUGGGGUCCGGAGGUGGUGCAGCGUUUCCCGCAUGCCUCCCAUCAUUUCGACUACAUCCUGGCAGCUGACGUGGUGUACUCCCAUCCUUACCUUGAGGAGCUGAUGGACACCUUUGACCACCUAUGCCAGGACAACACACAGAUCCUGUGGGCCAUGCGCUUUCGUCUGGACCCAGAGAACAGCUUCGUUGACCGCUUCCGGCAGCGCUUCCACCUGGAGGAGCUGUACGACCUCCCCAGUCUUAGCAUUAAACUGUACCGAGCCUGGAGGAAGGUCAAGAGGACCAAGGGCCAGGGAGAGGCGGCUGCCUGAACUGUGUAUAUUCAGUGUUUGUAUGUGUGUGUGUGUGUGUGUGUGUGUGUGUGACUGCCGAAUUAUGUAUGUACGAAAUGUGUAUGUUUUAUUUAUUCAAGUGUUUUCAUGGAUAUCGUGUGUAAAUGUCUCUUCGUCAAUAAGGCUUUAUGAUGUUUGUAGUUUGAUUCUAUGCCAGAAUAUCACAAUAUCAAGUUGUGAUCCAUGUUUUAUUAUAUUUUUUACAGUAUUUACUGGUGUAUCUAUCAACUGGAAACAUUUAAAUAUAAUGCAAUACUAUUUGACAACACCACAACUUCCAAAAUGACCAUUGAAUUCACUCUGACACACGUCGUAUUUAUUGCUGAUCUGAUUAUUUAGGUGAACUUUUUUUUAAAGCUGGUUGCAUCCAUCAGCAGCACGAUCUCAAACGUCUGGCUGACGAUGUUGUUUUGUUCCAGUCGGUUUACAGCUCGGAUGAUGUACAUGCCUCUGGAUUUUUCCAGUGGAUUUCUGGUGACCUUGUGGAUUUUAUUUAGGAGCUCUGCUGCUGGGUGACUUCUCAUGGACAACAUUUCCAGGUUUUAUCACCUUUAGAAGUACCAGUUUCAACAAGGACAGGAGAAGCAUGUGUGUUUAUUUCAGUAUCUCAAUAACUAUUGACUGGAUAAUGUUGGAAGAGUCACUGAUAUUUCCCUUAAGAUGAAUCCUCUGGGGACCAUGAAUGAAAGGAGCAUUGACCUGAUAACGUCAAUAACAGUCAGCAGAAAGCAAAGCUAAGCUUUAAAGUACAACUGAGGCUGGUGAAAGUUUAGCAGUUCUCACAAGCAAUGUAGAGCUGAACCUGACAAGACGGACACCGUUGUGACUAAUUGGCCCAAUACCGACCUUAGUUUAUCUUUGGUUGCUUGCUUCCUCCGUCUUGCUGUGGUUGUUGAUUGCAGACUGUGGUUUCUAUAGCUUUGUUAGUACUGUGGCGUAUUGUUUUGUGACGCUUAAUUGUGUUAGUUUUUGGAGAAAGAACCAUUUCAUCUCCAGCGCUCCAAACACACUGAGACUACCCAUCUGUGUCUACUUAUUACCUGAUUGUGAGGCGUGACCCAUCACCAACAUGUUCACUGCCCCCCUGUGGCGUGGCAUACUAAUACCCACAAAAUGUAAACUAGUCUUUCAAAACCAAAAAAACAGCCAUUUUGGCUCCAACGACACUGUACAGAGGAUAAGCCCCUAGGAUUUAGGUGACAAUACAACCUUUUCUCUGGCACCACCCUCAGGCCAAACAUUACAUUUUUUCUGAGAAUUAUCACCUGAAUCUAUAGCUACCUUCAGCUUUUAGGAGCUUCAUAGCGACUUUCAGCUCAUUGUUUAGCGGUCCGAGUGCAACUUUAAUGUUUUGAAUCACUUUCACCGCUCUCAUAGCCUCUUUUUCAGCUAAAAAGCUUUAAAAACGCACUGUAGACUACUUGCCCAGCACAAAACAGCAGACAGACAGUUAGCAACAAGCUGGUGAACAUAUCGGAGCAUUUAGCAACUAAAGCGGCAGAUAUUUCCCUGUUGGUGGAGACCAAAAACGGAGCUAAAAGAGCAUGAGUAUUGGACUCACAUUCACCAGGUGGACGCAAACACGACUCCAAAUAAAUGAUAAUGUUGCUCCGUAACUAAUAAGCAACUGUUUGCUACCAAGUUUUCCAAAUCCACUUAAAAGAUGAUAAUAUAUCGAUGUUGUGUUCCCAGCUUGAGCCCCCCAAAAAUCAGUUAUUAUUUACAGCCUUUACAGGUCUGAUGUUUAAUUUGUACUUCCUGGUAAUCACAUUUUUGGGACAGUAACGUAUAUAAAAGCACAACAUUGUUAUUGCUAAACGUUUUAAAAAUAUGUUGUUAUUAUUUUAGACUUUUAUGUUUUUCACUUCUGCAUGACGUCACAUGCAUGAAAAGCCCACAAAUAAUAAUGAGGUUUUCCCUCAUAAUAUAAUAAUAUAUACUACAGUACAGCAGGAAAUGAAUAGUAUUUUAGAUAAUUAUUAGUUGCGAUAGUUUUUUAUUAACCAAAUGCACUUAGCAAAUCCAACAAAUUCAAUAAUUAUUUGCAACAUUUAUGUUAACCCUUAGAUGAGACUUCUUUGGGUAACAUUUCACUAGUGAAACGCUUCAACAAGGUCUAACUAAAGAUCACAUCCAUAUUGGGCAGUAUAGUGCUGCUUUAGUAAGAUGAGUCGUGUCUGUUAUUUUGGAGACUCACCAGUUAGCUUGAUUAUCUUGGAAAGAGCGAGUUAAAGUCAUCUGUUAUCAAUGUGACCUAUUAAAUAUGAUAUCUAAUUCAUGA
This is a messenger RNA of Sebastes umbrosus (honeycomb rockfish), 3611 nucleotides long. It is a transcript of the gene mettl21e, whose product is annotated as methyltransferase like 21e. Gene Ontology annotation, biological process: peptidyl-lysine methylation. Gene Ontology annotation, molecular function: protein-lysine N-methyltransferase activity. Gene Ontology annotation, cellular component: cytosol; cytoplasm. Lineage: Eukaryota; Metazoa; Chordata; Actinopteri; Perciformes; Sebastidae. The transcript has 5 exons. The record is from RefSeq and is a predicted model, not a curated record. The coding region runs from base 560 to 1309 and encodes 249 amino acids.